AUGGCAGCACUGUCUCUUGGACUGGUGAUGUCACAGCUGGUUGUCAGAGCACUUGUUAUCGAUCUGUAUGUGACUCUAACUCUAGGCAGUGCAGUUAAAGUCGAUCUGUAUGUGACUCUAACCCUAGGCAGUGCAGUUAAAGUCGAUCUGUAUGUGACUCUAACCCUAGGCAGUGCAAUUAAAGUCGGUCUGUAUGUGACUCUAACCCUAGGCAGUGCAGUUAAAGUCGGUCUGUAUGUGACUCUAACCCUAGGUAGCGCAGUUAAAGUCGAUCUGUAUGUGACUCUAACCCUAGGUAGCGCAGUUAAAGUCGAUCUGUAUGUGACUCUAACCCUAGGCAGUGCAGUUAAAGUCCUGUCUCAGCCGGGGAACACAGUACAGUUUCCAUGUGACUACAGCUAUGAAGACCACCAGGACAUCCCACAGCUGUCUGUCCAGUGGAGAGGCCCGAGCAACACGCUCCUCUGUCACUACAUCAAACACAAGGUCUUCCGGAACUGCACCCAGGGCUACUCACUGGACUACACGCCUAGGAAGAUCACUCUGAGCAUCACAGAGGUCAGAACGCAAGACUUCGGAUCUCACGUCUGCUCCGUUAGCAAGAGACACGAGUUCACGGACUUUAGCAUCGAGCUAGCCGUGAAGACAGAUCCCAUCACUUCCUUACCGACGAACAGGUGGGCUCAGUCAGGUCUUCCUGAGGGACAUCUUGUUGUCCUUGUCUGCUCUGUGUUGGUCAGCACCUGGGGAUGAACAGUAAAAAUACUGGGAAAAUAAAGAACAGAUUGAGAUGACAC
Oncorhynchus mykiss (rainbow trout) is the source of this 797-nucleotide messenger RNA. Lineage: Eukaryota; Metazoa; Chordata; Actinopteri; Salmoniformes; Salmonidae. The record is from RefSeq and is a predicted model, not a curated record.